This is a messenger RNA of Ceratosolen solmsi marchali, 1511 nucleotides long. Its product is annotated as homeobox protein Nkx-2.5. The record is from RefSeq and is a predicted model, not a curated record. Gene Ontology annotation, cellular component: nucleus. The transcript is spliced from 3 exons. Gene Ontology annotation, biological process: regulation of transcription by RNA polymerase II; cell differentiation. NCBI's taxonomy places the organism in Eukaryota, Metazoa, Arthropoda, Insecta, Hymenoptera, Agaonidae. Gene Ontology annotation, molecular function: DNA-binding transcription factor activity, RNA polymerase II-specific; RNA polymerase II cis-regulatory region sequence-specific DNA binding. Bases 218 to 1330 code for a protein of 370 amino acids.
AUCUCCAAAGUUCAACGGUUUUGGAGAGAUCUUCAAGACUUUUGUUAUAUCAACGUGUACUUGGCCAUGCGGAUUUCUUACAAUGGGAAUCGGGACUUUGCGAUAUUAAUGUAUAAUACAUUUGAGCUAAUCAACUUCUCGUGACUUUUUACACAGUGCAUAAUAUAUAUAAUAGACAAAAGUCUCGAUUGCUUGGCAAUACUUACAAUGUAUUAGAAUGUUGUCUACUAUAAUAUCGGCUACGCCAUUCAGUGUUCGAGAUAUUCUUAGCGCUGAGCAAGAAAUUCCCGGUAUGGAUUGUUAUCAAACCCAUCAGCACACAGACAUUCAAACUGAAAUUAACAAUCAAAUGCAACCGGACUAUUACGGAUAUAAUGUAAUACAAGAAAGUACUUGGGAUUUGGAUAAAUUGAAAGAACAAAGUGUUAACAAUUAUCAAGGAUACGGUGAGAUGAACCAUGUCCAUCAACUCAGCCAAGUCGUUCCGCCGUAUCAGGAGAAUUCAGUAGUCGAAGAUGGUAAUGUGGUGACUUCGAGUAAAACGGAGCUGCGUAAAAGUCAGUCGGGCAAAAGGAUGAAACGAAAACCUCGAGUUCUUUUUUCUCAAACGCAAGUCUACGAGUUGGAGCAAAGAUUCAAGCAGCAAAGGUAUCUAAGCGCUCCGGAACGCGAAAUGUUGGCGCAAUCGCUAAAAUUGACAAGUACGCAGGUGAAAAUUUGGUUUCAAAAUCGACGAUAUAAGAAUAAACGCGCACGCAUGGAGGACGCAGAAAAGAUACAGUCCCAAAAUCUCAAAAAUCAAUCUCUCAGGAAGAUACCCGUGCCUGUGAUUAUUAAAGACGGCAAACCCAAUGUCCAAGACACGUAUAAUCCACCCUACUGGCCGACAUUCCGAUCGGAAGCCCAAAUCAACCCAUCGGUGGAUUUCCCGCGCAAUGACAUUCGACACACCGACUUCAGGCCAAACGAGCAAAUUCAAAGUUCUGAAUUUAUCAGAACGGACCUGAAUCAGCCGGACCACGUCAACCGAGGGAAUCCGGGCCUCGAUCAACGAACGAUUAUCCCGACGGAGUACCGUAGCGCGAACCACAGUGACGAAAGAUCGUUAAAAAUCGAGUACAAGUCUCAUUUCACGAGCGAGAUCAUGCCCUUCCCCGAUAUGCGUAAUGUAGUGUCGGAAAUAAAAACCUCGGAUAACAAGAAUUGUAUAGAGUCCACGAUGGAUUUUGGCAACUUUGGCAGCUACGCAAAUCCCUCGAAUUACCAAAUGUCCUAUUACAAUUUCAUGGAUCAGAAUACGAUGGAUCAGAAUCUACAAAGAUUAUGGUGAAUGAAAUUUAACAGAUCAUUAAAUAAUAGAGCACCUACUAUAUGCAUUUUAUACCUAAAUAAACUAUACUGAGUAUUAAACGUUUAUGAAGUUUGUAUUAUGCUUACGGCAAAUAUAAAGACGUCGUUGUACUAAGAGUAAUUAAGUGUCUUCGAAAACAAAAAUUUUUGAUAAAUAAAUU